Molecule: messenger RNA, 1254 nt
Organism: Glycine soja
Lineage: Eukaryota; Viridiplantae; Streptophyta; Magnoliopsida; Fabales; Fabaceae
Product: 50S ribosomal protein L13-like
Exons: 6
Coding region: 286-891 (201 amino acids)
Biological process (GO): translation; negative regulation of translation
Cellular component (GO): mitochondrial large ribosomal subunit; ribosome
Molecular function (GO): structural constituent of ribosome; mRNA binding
Source: RefSeq, a predicted model, not a curated record
UAAGCAAAAAAUCAAACACCAAAAUGGCAUCGUUUUAGUGGUGAGAACUAGGGAAAGAAAAACACGUACAAUGAAAUGAAAUAGAAGAAAAACCCUUCACUCAUUCGCCGAACCCUGAAGAAUACUGCUUUCUGAACCCGUGAUAGUGAACGCGAAGAACACCUUCCUCUUCGCACUUAGCAUAGUCGCAUAGUUCUGAAAUUCGACGCUCAGAUUGGUGAAUCCAGAGGUGAAAGUUUAUUUUUUGAAUUGUGAGGUAGAUUGACCAAAUAAACAGAGUCAAAAAUGAAGAUGGUAACUGCUUUCACCGGCAACAUGAAGAAAGCUGCUGCUGGACUUAGACGCAUUAAUCUUGAUGGUCUUCGAUGGAGGGUUUUUGAUGCAAAGGGCCAGGUUCUUGGGAGGUUAGCAUCUCAAAUAGCUACUGUAGUUCAAGGAAAGGAUAAGCCAACUUACACACCUAAUCGUGAUGAUGGAGACAUGUGCAUUGUUCUUAAUGCAAAAGAUAUUUGUGUGACUGGGAGAAAACUUACAGACAAGGUCUACUACUGGCAUACAGGGUAUAUUGGCCACCUCAAGCAAAGGACUCUAAAGGAUCAAAUGGCCAAAGACCCUACUGAAGUCAUUCGCAAAGCUGUUCUGCGUAUGCUCCCUAGAAACAAACUACGUGAUGACAGGGAUCGAAAAUUAAGGAUCUUUCCUGGCAGUGAGCACCCGUUUGUUGAUCGCCCACUUGAACCUUAUGUGAUGCCUCCUAGAAGUGUACGAGAAAUGAGGCCGCGAGCAAGGCGUGCCAUGAUUCGAGCACAGAAGAAGGCUGAGCAGCAACAACAGAAGGCUGAUGGAAUGAAGAAGGGCAAAAAUGGAGAAGCACAGGAAGAAAGUGCAUGAAGAUGCAAUUUUGCUCAAGAAAGAUGACACUGACCAUUGGUUAUGGUUGAAAUUUGAAGCCAUAUAUGUCUCUGUUAGCAAUCCUACAAUGCCCUAUUGAAUUGUGUUUGAAAUUUUUUUAUUUUACAAGUCUUUUAGUAAGAGCAUAGCUUAAGAGCAUGAUUGAUUCACAUUAGCCGUUUCGUGCGUCCUUUUCAGUAAUAAUUUUCUUAAGUUCAAGCUUAGAAGUUUAGACUAACUAGCAUUUUGGUCGUCAGCUACUUCCUUCACUGUCAAACAGUGCCACAGUGCAUUCAAGUUGUCGAAAUUGCUUUUCUGUGUUUUCUCUUCCCUUGUUAGUGGUUAAUGGUUUUUCCUUGGUAA